CUCCUCACUUCUUCACAACCCAAAAUCUCCGACUUAAUUACAUCAUCUUUCUUAGCCUUCCCUCUCCAUCAAUUAUUUUUUUCUCACUUCCCAAACACUUUUUACAGAAUCAUGGGUGUGUUCACAUAUGAAACCGAGAUCAACUCUGUCAUCCCCCCUGCUAGGUUGUUCAAUGCCUUUGUUCUUGAUGCUGACAACCUCGUCCCAAAAAUUGCACCACAGGCAGUAAAGAGCACCGAGAUCCUUGAAGGAGAUGGAGGCGUUGGAACCAUCAAGAAAAUUAACUUUGGUGAAGGUAGCACUUACAGCUAUGUGAAGCACAGAAUUGAUGGGAUUGACAAAGAGAACUUCGUGUACAAGUACAGUGUGAUUGAAGGAGAUGCAAUCUCUGAGACAAUUGAGAAGAUCUCAUAUGAGACUAAGUUGGUGGCAUCUGGCAGUGGUUCUGUCGUCAAGAGCACCAGCCACUACCACACAAAGGGUGAUUUUGAGAUCAAGGAAGAGCAUGUUAAGGCUGGCAAAGAGAAGGCCUCCCACCUCUUCAAGCUCAUUGAGAACUACCUCUUGGAACACCAUGAUGCCUACAACUAAAUUUUCAUAGCUGUAUUAUUCAAUCUUAUGUCCUCUUUGGCAUUCUCUUUGUUCUUUUUCCUUCGAAAAUGGUGUUUGGCUUGUGCUUGGAGCUUUUGAUUGAAGAGUGAAUGUUGUAUUUCCUUUCAUUU
Messenger RNA from Prunus avium (sweet cherry), 722 nucleotides. Its product is annotated as major strawberry allergen Fra a 1-3-like. NCBI's taxonomy places the organism in Eukaryota, Viridiplantae, Streptophyta, Magnoliopsida, Rosales, Rosaceae. Gene Ontology annotation, biological process: abscisic acid-activated signaling pathway; defense response. The record is from RefSeq and is a predicted model, not a curated record. Gene Ontology annotation, cellular component: cytoplasm; nucleus. Gene Ontology annotation, molecular function: abscisic acid binding; signaling receptor activity; protein phosphatase inhibitor activity.